Molecule: messenger RNA, 5547 nt
Organism: Owenia fusiformis
Lineage: Eukaryota; Metazoa; Annelida; Polychaeta; Sabellida; Oweniidae
Source: the annotation of a GenBank genome assembly
UUUCAAUUAGACAGAAAAACUUUGAAAACACCUAAGAUUUUGAGUAGCCUAGUUCCAAACUUGAUACAAAAUCCACUGGAUACAUGUAAAUGUGAACUCUCAAUGUACAUGUAGCGAUAGUUCUUUGUUGCGACAUGGCAGAACCUACAAAAGGUGAUGGUUUCCGAAGUAUGUUGUUCAACAUGCUGGACCAGGUGAAAAAUGACCAGGAUGUGCAGGUUGUUGACUCUGUACCAGGGUCUAGUGGUGGAACCCAGCCACCAGUUAGUUCUAACCCUCAACUGCCACCCCCAGCCAUAAAGGACAGCGAUUUACAAUGCCUGCCCCCUCCUAACCCUAUGGGCGCAUUGGGCGGUGCAUCUAACAUGGCACCUGAUGCAAUGGGCAGUGGAUUUAACCUAGCAACUCCUAUGGACAGUGAAUUGGCCAAUUUAGGACUUGAGUUCUUCAACCAGGAGCAGCUUGAGCAAAAUCUUGUCGAACAGAUGCAAAAGCAAAUGGAGGAAGAAGAACGUACCAGAUGGAAGAAAAUCAUUGAAAAAGAUCUUAAAGCCAUUAAGGAAGACAUAAGAAAUGUGAAACAAGAGUUGACAAACUUUGAAAAGGUGAUAUCCAUGUUACCUGGCCAGGGAGCAAUGAACAGUAGGGAGAACAAGAAUAAAAAGAGUGCCAUUAACAAACAGAAAGAGAAUAAGUUGAACCAAUUGAAAACUCUCAAAGCUCGUGAAAAAUCUCUGACGAUGAAGCUCCAUGGGAAUACAGAUGGUUUAGCGCAGGAUGAGGAUGAUGGCCUGGAGCAAGCAAUGGGUCUAGGUGGCACCGCUAAAGAAACGGAACAUGAGCGACGCGUAAGACUUGGAGAAAUUACCCCAUUUGGAUCAAGUGCUUUCUCGCAGGAUUCAGGAAAAUCAGCAUUUUUACAACACUCAAAAAGUACUGGUAACUUAGGAAGUAUCGGGAAAGAUGCAAAAUUGCACAAGUCUAAAAGUUCAGACAAUGUGUCAAAAAUUUCUGACUUUGAGAAAUACCUCAUAGAUCAAGCUAAAAUCUCAAAAAGUAUGAAAAUUCCUAAAAAGAGGAAAUCUAGUUCAGAAGAGACCACAAGAACAUUAACUCCAAAGAUGGCGAAACUCACAACUGCUAAAUCAAUGAAAAAGCACAAACGUCCCCCUAAAUAUUUUGAAGGUUCAGAUGUACCCAAGAAAUCCAAUAGGAAAACUGUGUAUAAAACGACAACAGAGCGCAACAUACGAUCUAAAGUGAGUGCCCGUAAAGAUGGCACUUCAAACUUUUUCGACCAGAAUGACCAUCGAACUCACCAAAAGGAAACAGAAUACAAAAACAUCAACACAAAAUCCCAUAAACUUGGUCACAAUUUUGACAGUGAUCCUGAACUUAGCGAUCGCACAAAUAGCGAUGACUCUGGUCAGGAAAGUGAUGAAAGCAUAGACCUAGGUGCAAUAAAGAAUAAAUUCAAGAGCAAACGGGAUAGGCUGGUGAUGCCUUAUGAGGGACAGUACGACAGUGAGGGAUCAGGGGCAAGUGAUGCAGGGUCAUCAGGCAGCGAGUAUAAACCUGAUAAGGAAGCAAGCUCAGAUGAUGAAGCUUCUGCAACAGAAAAGAGUCCAAGGCCUCAACGACCGAAACGAAGCAUGAAAGCAAAAGAUAGAUGGCAGGAGAGUAGCAGUGGGAGGUCAUUGGGUGGGUCAGUUAGACGCACCAAUAGUAACCAAGGCAGCAAUAGUAAAGAUGAUGGGGAUGAUGAGAUGUACUUGCGGAGGCUGAAGAUUCAUAAAAAGGCGAAGUUACAGAGGCGACAUUCCAGGAUAUUAGCAGGGGAGGAAGAGGACAGUGAUGGGUCGGACUUUGAGAUGGACAAUGGUUUUAAAGUUCCUGGUCAAAUAUGGAACAAACUUUACAAGUACCAGAAAACAGGUGUAAAAUGGCUGUGGGAACUUCACGGACAGCAAGCUGGUGGUAUUGUAGGAGAUGAGAUGGGACUAGGUAAAACUAUACAGAUGAUAGCAUUCCUGGCUGGGCUGCAGAUCAGCAAGCUACGGGAGAAGGGCUGUAGGUUCACAGGUCUCGGUCCAGUGCUCAUUGUAACUCCCACCACAGUGAUGCACCAGUGGGUGAAGGAAUUCCACACAUGGUGGCCUCAUUCUAGAGUUGCUAUUCUACACUCAUCAGGUUCCUAUAGGUCAUCAGAGAGCAACUUAAUACAUAAUAUAGUUGCUAAGAAUGGUGUCCUGAUUACAUCAUUCAACCAUAUCGUCAUCUACCAGGAGGCGCUGCUGGAGCAUGACUGGCAUUAUGUCGUACUUGAUGAAGGUCACAAGAUCCGAAAUCCCGAUGCCCAGGUCACUCUUGCAGCAAAACAAUUCCGUACCCCCCACAGGAUAAUUCUCUCUGGGUCCCCACUACAGAACAACCUCAAAGAACUCUGGUCGUUAUUCGAUUUUGUAUUCCCGGGUAAACUCGGCACACUCCCUGAUUUCAUGCAGCAUUUCUCUGUACCAAUCACGCAAGGUGGAUACGCUAAUGCCUCGACAAUACAAGUCCAGACAGCCUAUAAAUGCGCCUGUGUGCUCAGGGACACUAUUAAUCCGUACUUGAUCCGACGUAUGAAAGCUGAUGUAAAUAUCCAACUCCCGAGUAAAAAUGAACAAGUGUUGUUUUGUCGGCUAACGCAAGAGCAGGUGGAUGUUUACAAGGAGUAUCUACAGUCUAGGGAAUGUCAACAAAUUCUAGCCAAAGAGUUCAUGAUUUUUCCUGGGCUCAUCACCCUGCGAAAAAUCUGCAAUCAUCCAGAUCUUGUCACUGGGGGUCCUAAAAUCUUCAAAGGUGAGGACUAUGACAAAAGUGACAGGUCCCUGGAUUUUGGCCACUGGAAGAGGGCAGGGAAGAUGCUAGUGGUAGAGUCACUGCUGAAGCUAUGGAAGAAACAGGGACAUAGGGUACUGCUGUUUACUCAGGGAAGACAGAUGCUGGACAUUGUGCAAGGUUUCGUUGAGCAAGAAGGCUACAGCUACAUGCGAUUGGAUGGGGGAACAUCAAUCAACGCUCGCCAACCUCUCAUCCAUCGUUUCAACACUGACCCUGACAUCUUCGUCUUCCUGUUGACGACUCGGGUGGGAGGCUUAGGGGUCAAUCUCACAGGAGCCAAUAGGAUCAUCAUCUUUGACCCCGAUUGGAACCCCAGCACGGACACCCAGGCGCGGGAAAGAUCCUGGAGGAUUGGACAGACGAAGCAGGUGACGAUUUAUCGGCUGAUCACUGUUGGAACCAUAGAGGAGAAAAUCUAUCACAGACAAAUCUUCAAAACAUUCCUGGCUAACCGUGUUCUCAAGGACCCGAAACAACGCCGUUUCUUCAAAUCAAAUGACCUCUUUGAACUCUUUACACUUCAAACCACAGAAUCGAAGGGAACAGAAACGAGCGCUAUAUUUGCCGGCACUGGCUCAAAUAUCAGGGUACCAAAACCACAAGUGCAGUCGAAAGGGAGUAAAUCGAAAACAAGGAAUAUAUUUGAUGAAAUGAAGGAAAAAGAAAAACAGAAAAUUGCUAUGGAUGAUGAUGAUGAUACUGUAGUUGGUGAUAAAAGUGAAAACAAAGACGAAGACAAUACAGAAACAAAUGCUCAACAAGACACACCCGUUGAAUCUGCUAUUAUGAAGGAGCUUGGUAUUAUAAAAACAGAACAAGGCUCUGAAGACUAUAUUCAAGUAGAACAUGAAAUAGCUCAAUCUCCAUCUGUGGACACACCAGUGAGAUCUGACAAUGACACUCCACAGGCAAUGGACACGCCAUUGGGACCAGGAACUCCACAGAGCUCAGACUCAAAUGAAAAGUUCAUUAAAGUAGAAUCUGAAAUCUCAAACCCCGAGUCAUCCAUACCAACCUUUGGAAACAUAGACACUUCAAAUAUUAAACAGGAGCCUGGAAUCCAACUACAGAAUGAAAUUAGUGACUCGCAAUUUCAAGACAUUCCAGAUAAACCCGAAAAUUCUUUUGAGGAACCAGUUGAGGAAAAAGACAACCAAAAUGAUCAGCAAAACAUUACAAGUGACAAACCAAAUGAACUUGCCGAUGAUGAAAGUGCAAAUACAGAGGAAGAUGAACGCAAAGCUAAACUCAGGGAACUAGCCAAGAAAUUAAGUCAGAAAAUUGGAAGUCAAUCAAAAGACAAAACCGGCUCUGUUAAGCCAUCAACGAGUAAAUAUGAAACUUCUAGUCACCAUGACAAGCACCAUAAGACACAUGGUAAACGUCAUGACAAGGAACAGCGACACAAAAGCAAGCAUAAAGACCGAGGUGAAAAAAAAGAUAGACGAAGAGAAAAAGACCAUAAGAGGAAGAGAAGACAUAAAGAUGCAGAGAUUGAAGGUGAAGCAAUACAUAACCUAGCCAAAGUGAGAGGCUACAAGAAUGAGAACUCAGAUGAGGAAAAAGCAACUAACAAACAACAGGAUGACUUAGUUCUGCACAGUCUCUUUAAGAAACAGGGUAUCCAUAGUGCAUUACAACAUGAUAACAUCAUGAACUCCGCAACCGCAGACUACGCUAUAGUUGAAGGCGAGGCGGAUCGUGUGGCUAAGGAGGCAGCGAGGGCUUUGAAGCAGUCCCGCAGUAGGUGUCUCCCAGCUGCAUCGGGGGUCCCUACAUGGACGGGAAAUUAUGGCGAAGCCGGAGCUCCCAAGGCAUCCAAGCCCCGAUUUGGUCAGAAAAAGAAUCCUAAACUUGCUGCAACUCCCGAUCCUCCCAAACCCACAGUGGCCCCACAACCAUCUGCCUCUAAACCAAAAAUAAAACACUUUGACGGAACUGCUUCCGGGUCAGUAAAACUGGAUGGAUUAUCAACAAAAACAGAAACGGUGAUGUCAUCAAAGGAGCUGAUGGCGCGGAUGAGAGAGCGCAACGAAACUGUGGCGCAAGCAAAGGGUACAAACAUUGAUAGCGGAAGUGAACAUGAAACUGAAACAGUUAGUAAUAUUGCAGAGGAAGACAUUGAACUGAUCACAGAUAUCAGGAAUUGUAUUGCGUUUCAGUGUAAUGUCGAUGGACAGGCCACAACUCAGGAAAUAUUGGACAGGUUUGGCGAUCGAUUGCCGAAGUCAGAGUCUGCGAAAUUCCGAGCAAUGUUGAGGCAGUUGUGUUCAUUUGGUAGAAUAGAUGGGAUAGGGACUUGGAAGUUGAAAUCGGAUCUCAGAUAGUGUUAUUUGGCGAUUGGUCCGAGUAAACUUGUAAGAAAGAGGAAAAUUGAACCAAGGGAUCGACUAAAGUUUCAAGCUGAUGAAUUGCUUGGAGUGCUGCACUAGUAUCCUGUUAUAUCGUGUUGAGAGGUUCUCAUUUGAUUGCUCCAAAAAUCAGGUCACAGGUGAAUAUUGAUAGAUCAUUUAUCGCACAUGAUGAUCAUGUGUGAAUUAUUGUAUCGUGGACUGAAUAAUUGCAUCAUGGAUAUGUACAAUGAUGUACAAUGACUGAGUGAUUGUAUCAUGGGUUAUGAAUAAUUAUAUCAUGAAUAUGAGUAAUUGAUCGUUAUAUCAU